Messenger RNA from Pseudonaja textilis, 3094 nucleotides. It is a transcript of the gene PHKG1, whose product is annotated as phosphorylase kinase catalytic subunit gamma 1. Gene Ontology annotation, biological process: protein phosphorylation; glycogen metabolic process. Gene Ontology annotation, molecular function: calmodulin binding; phosphorylase kinase activity; ATP binding. Gene Ontology annotation, cellular component: phosphorylase kinase complex. Lineage: Eukaryota; Metazoa; Chordata; Lepidosauria; Squamata; Elapidae. The record is from RefSeq and is a predicted model, not a curated record.
AGUGUGAGUGAUCCACAACAAAUUCAAAGAGAACGCGAGACGCUGCUAUGUGGUUCAAUUGCUGGCCAUCAAAUAAAACAGGGAAUUCUUUCUCAAAGUGGGCUUUGGGAAUAGAUCUGCAGGUUUACUCUUGGUUAGAAGAUACCGAUUGUGCAAAUUUCAGUUAGGCCUUUUGUUAUCUUAGAAUAAUCUUUUGGAAGGCUCCUAAACAAGACAACCAAAAUGACCAAAACAGAAGAACUGCCAGAUAGCCAUACUUCUGAAGAAUUUUAUGAAAAAUAUGAACCUAAGGAAAUUUUGGGAAGAGGAGUAAGCAGUGUUGUCCGUCGAUGCAUUCAUAAAGUCACUCGACAAGAGUACGCUGUUAAAAUUAUAGACAUCACAGGUGGAAACCUCUCCCCACAAGAAGUUCAGGAGCUGAGAGAAUCCACUCUGAAAGAAAUCAACAUCCUCCAGAAAGUGUGUGGACAUCCUAACAUUAUCCAGCUGAAGGACAGCUUUGAAUCUCACACCUUUUUCUUCCUGGUGUUUGAUCUAAUGAAGAAAGGGGAGCUGUUUGAUUACCUUACAGAGAAGGUGACCUUAAGUGAGAAGGAAACUAGGAAAAUCAUGCGUGCUCUUUUUGAAGUAAUUCAGUUCCUCCAUGGCUUGAACAUUGUCCACAGAGAUCUCAAGCCAGAGAACAUCCUGCUAGAUGACGACAUGAACAUCAGACUCACUGACUUUGGCUUCUCAUGUCAGCUGCAGGAAAAUGAAAAACUCAAAGAGAUCUGUGGCACUCCUGGCUACUUGGCUCCAGAAAUAUUAGAAUGUUCCAUGGAUUCAGAUCAUCCAGGUUAUGGGAAGGAAAUUGACAUGUGGAGUGCAGGAGUCAUCAUGUACACCUUGCUGGCCGGAUCUCCUCCUUUCUGGCAUCGGAAGCAGAUGCUGAUGUUAAGAAUGAUCAUGAAUGGAGAUUACAAAUUUGGGUCUCCUGAGUGGGACGAUCAAUCAGAUACAGUCAAAGAUUUGAUUGCCCACUGUUUAGUGGUGAAGCCGCAGAAUCGUUACACUGUGCAGGAUGCCCUCACCCACCCCUUCUUCCAGCAGUACAUGGUGGAGGAAGUCCGGCACUUCAGCCCCUUCCGGAAAUUCCGGGUCAUCUGCCUGACUGUCCUGGCCUCAGUUCGGAUCUACCUCACCUACCGCAACAUCAAGCCGAUCACCCAGGAUGUGCUGCAGCGUGACCCUUAUGGGCUGAAGCCAGUCCGCAAAAUGAUCGAUGCGUGCGCCUUCCGGAUCUAUGGCCAUUGGGUGAAGAAAGGAGAAGCUCAAAACAGAGCUGCCCUCUUUGAAAACACUCCCAAAGCCAUCCUGUUCAGCUUGGCUGCCGAAGAGGAACUUCUCUGAUUUCCAAGAUCUCCAGGAAGAAAGCCCUUCAGUCUUUGGCAAAUCUUCCUAAUUGAGAUGAGCAUGAUCCCAACACAUGUGCAGAGUUCAACUCCCACAAUUCCCCAGCCAGCAAAGAUGGAAAUGAAAUAGCAAAGGGUAAAACUGAAUACAGGCCAGAAUGCCUUUUUAUUAAGUGCCUUAUUAUUAUUGGUUGCACAGUCAGGCAGAUGUUUAGACUGGAUCUGGUAUUUUUGUUUACCAGUUACAGGUAGCCUUUGACUUACAACCGUUCAUUUAGCAACUGUUUGAAGUUAUAACAGAACUGAAAAAAGUGACUUGCAACUGGUCCUGGCACUUAAGCCAUCACAGAAUUCCUACUGUCAUGUGACCAAAAUUCCAGCGCUUGGCAUGUUUAGUCACCCAGUUUGGAUAGUGAGAUGGGCGGCAUCUAAAUUUAAUAAAUAAAUAAGAUUUAAUAAAUAAUGAUGAUUGCAGCAGAGCCAGGUAAUAUGAUAACCAAUUCCAGUCAGUUUUCAAAAAGCAAACUCAAUGGAAGAAGCCCAAUUCGUUUAACAACGGUAGUGAUUUGCUUAACUACCAUAGCAAAAAGUAAAAUUGGGCAUGAGUUGCUUAACAACCGCUUUGCUUAGCAAUGGGAAUUUUGGUCUUAAUUGUGAUCUUAAGUUGAGGACUACUUGUAUUAUUUCUGAAACCUGUGAGAUCUAAGGAUAAUGAUCUAAGGAAUGUGAAGCUGCACUACCACAUCAUAGGGCUAAUUCCCACCCGUGACGGUUUCUCUACCCCUCCGAAGGGCUUUUAACAGUCAUAGGAUGAAAUAUCCAAUAGGGUCCUUUUUCCAAGAAGUCGUCUCUCGUCCCAAGACUCUGUGGUUGCUUUGAGGCUGAAAACUUAUCUUAAGAGACUCACAAGCUUUUGUACUUGUUUUUAGGCUGCCAAUCCCUUCCUUAACAUGGUGUUAAAAAACGAUGGACAAAUUUAUUAUAAGUACGUGGAUCCACCAUGUUCAGCACAGUUUGUCUUAUUUAUUUUUUUGAAAGGAAACAUUGGAGAAAGUGGGGAUAUCUGCUUGUGGGCUUUCCUGUUAGUGUUAGAUUCAGGAUGCUGGGUUAGCACGUUUUAGAACCCAAAUCUUCCAAAGUAUGAGGGAUGUCUUUGGCAUGAUGUCUGAAAUGGGACUUCCGUGUUUCAAGCCAGCCUAUUUCUGAAUGUCAGUUAUUGUGGAUUGCUGGGGUGGGUGGGUGGGAGAGUUGCUGUCGUUGCUUCACUGAUGUACUAUAUGCUAAGAUCCAGGUUGCCAUUACUGCAAUGAAACACGUCCCAAUCCAGCAGAAAUAGGCAAAGAAAACAUCUAAUAUAAGCAGUUCCAUAAUCUGUAACAAGGAAGAUGAUAGAUAAAUAUUAAUGUAUAGCUGAGUUAGGUUAAGGAUUCUCAGUCAUCCAGGUAGUUGUCCAUAGUAGUAGUCAACUACUACUGGACUUCUUGUUUUUGUUGGUUCAAAACAUUUUGUUGCUUAUUCAAGUAGCUUCUUCAGUCUGAGCAAGUUGAUUAGGGGGACCACAUAUAUGUCCUCCAACCCAUCCUGGAGGACAUAUAUGGAGUCCCCCCUAACCAACUUUAACUUUAACCUAGGACUAAGGAGAAAUUUCCUGAAAGUUAGAACAAUUAAUCAGUGGAACAACUUGCCUCCAGAUGUUGCUGGUG